Drosophila willistoni is the source of this 1254-nucleotide messenger RNA. Its product is annotated as B-cell receptor-associated protein 31. The coding region runs from base 161 to 847 and encodes 228 amino acids. The record is from RefSeq and is a predicted model, not a curated record. Gene Ontology annotation, cellular component: endoplasmic reticulum; endoplasmic reticulum membrane. The transcript is spliced from 3 exons. Gene Ontology annotation, biological process: endoplasmic reticulum to Golgi vesicle-mediated transport; intracellular protein transport. NCBI's taxonomy places the organism in Eukaryota, Metazoa, Arthropoda, Insecta, Diptera, Drosophilidae.
UUGACGUGGCCGCCCAGCUCAGUGACAUCGAAAACACGGAAAUUUCAUCACAGUCGGAGUGAAUUUUAUUUGAUUCUAUUUAAAACGCUCCAAUUGUACAUUGUACCCUAUUGUAAAAUCGAAUUUCUCCAUUUAAUUUGUGCAUUUGCAUUGGAUUAAAAUGAGUUUGGUUUGGACUUUGAUCGCCGGCUUUCUAUACGCCGAGAUUAUAGUAGUUUUGCUACUGGUACUGGUGGGCAACCCGUACAGAUGGAAUCGUUUCUUCAAAUCCAAAUUUCUGGCCAUGAUGGCACAGCAGGCACACAUAUAUUUCUUCUUAAUUAUGGGUGUUCUGGUCUUGUUCCUAUUGGAAGCCAUUCGAGAGAUGCGCAAGUAUUCCAGCCAUGAGCAGAGCGGCGAAGUUCAUCUCAAUGUGGAGAUGCAGCAUAGCAUGCGUCUAUUCCGUGCUCAGCGCAAUUUCUACAUCUCGGGUUUUUCCAUUUUCUUGGUUCUGGUUAUUCGCCGUCUGGUUACAUUGAUCUCAGCUCAGGCCAAUUUAAUGGCCCAGAGUGAAGCGAGCAUGAAGCAGGCCCAAAGUGCCACAGCCGCGGCCCGUUCCCUUAUGGAGGACAAGGCGACCGACAAGGCCAAGGAGGCUACCGAGGACACAACGCUAAAUGAGCUAAAUAAGCUGCGUGAGCGUGUCCAGCAGCUUACCGCCGAUCUAAACCGUGAAAAGAAAGACAAGGAGGCAGUUAAAUCUCAGGCCGAGAGCAUUAACCGUGAAUACGAUCGUCUUACCGAGGAGUACAGCAAGUUGCAAAAGCAAAUCACAAUUGGAGGAGCAGCAGGCAACAAGGAUGACUAAGAAGACUAGAAAAGGAAAGUGACAUAAGGAAUGAGUCCAAAAGAAAAAAGAAAGAAAUGGAAAUAACGAUAAGACUUUAAACAUGGCGGUGGGGCAUAGUCAAACAACAAACCGAAAAGAAAAACUAAAAAAUAUCUAAGAUUAUAACGAUUAUGAAUCGAAAAGCACACAUUUAAAUGUUAAUUCUCUCAUACAUAUAUAUGUUCGACACACCCAUUGAUAACGGUUUACUGAUAUUUUAAUCGUACGAAUUUUAUUUUGUUCGGAUGAAAAAUCAUUGUUUUAUUAUACUCUUUGUAUUAAUUUUUCUAUAUUUCUUAAGAUCGCUUCUACUUUUCAAUUAAUAUUCGCCACUCUGAGCAUAAACAAACAAUUCUGUGGCUAUUAAAAGAACAAGUAUAAAACAA